Anopheles gambiae (African malaria mosquito) is the source of this 4805-nucleotide messenger RNA. RefSeq lists its product as uncharacterized. Gene Ontology annotation, cellular component: membrane. Bases 259 to 3531 code for a protein of 1090 amino acids. Gene Ontology annotation, biological process: transmembrane transport. Gene Ontology annotation, molecular function: transmembrane transporter activity. The transcript has 5 exons. NCBI's taxonomy places the organism in Eukaryota, Metazoa, Arthropoda, Insecta, Diptera, Culicidae. The record is from RefSeq and is a predicted model, not a curated record.
GUUUUGUACGGUGUGCUUUCGCGUGGGACAGUCGCGCGUAACCUGCCCAUCCAUGAAGUCCGUUCCAGAACCGUGUCACCCACAAAACGGAACUUUUUCUGCGUCCAUUCAGUUUGUUGAUCUGUUUCAUUUAGCCUUUGUUGAUUUUUCUUCGCUUUCAAAAAGUCUAAAAAUAACGAACAAUAGUACAGUAGCAGCAAAAACGCGUUCGCCUGCGUCACGGAAUUGAGUGAAUAAAAUAUUAUACCGGUUCGCACUAUGGUGGAAGCAAGCGACAGCAGUUGCCGAAAGCAGCAGCAGCAGCAGCAGCGCCAGCAUCACAGUGCCGACGAUCGUACCGAGCGAACGUUCACCAAACUAUCGCAAACCGUCGCGAAGCUGCUCCGGGUCGAGGUGGAAAUCCAACGGAACCGCAAACCCAGCGCGUGCUGCUCACACCAUCGCAAGCAGCGCAGCAAAAGGAAGCGCAAACGAACGAAGGUGGUGUUUACUGGGGAAAAGUUUGAAGAUCCCGAUCCCUACCAGCUGGCCGUGCGGAAAACCAACUAUGGCAAACGCAAGGAGAAGCUGAAGUUUAUCGGCGAACAGUUCCAAGAUCCCGAUCCGUACGGGUUGGCCAUCCGCAAGACGAGCACCGCGAGCAGCUGCACCAGCGAUCAUCAUCGCGAGCUAUCACAGCAGUAUCGUACGCAGCUGGCCGAAACGCAUCCCGCGACCGUGUUCUCGCCCAUCGAUUACAUAAAACGCGACAUAAAGUGUAUUGCGGAAAUGCCCGACGAUGAGAUGGUGGCGUACGACCGUUGCGCGGAUGUGUCCAAGCAGGCGGAACUAGCACCGGCUGCGGGAUGGAAACCUCUGCUAGCGCAGGCCUGUGCUGUGGGUGCGAAAAAUGUGCUACUUCUGGGGUAUGGCAUGACGUUGGGCUUCCCUACGAUAGUAAUUCCCGCCAUUCAGGGUGGCGACGGGCGCGAGCCGGCCCUCGAGCGGGACGUCACGCUGAGCCGGGAGCAGAUUUCGUGGCUAAGUUCCAUCAACUUGAUCUGUGUGCCGUUGGGCAGCAUUUUUUCCGGCAUGCUCGCCCAACCGAUUGGCCGACGGCGCGCAAUGCAGCUCAUUAACAUCCCCAUCUUCGUCGCCUGGCUGCUGUUCCAUUACGCUAGUGAUGUAACGUUCCUGUACGUAGGACUCGCAUUGGCCGGCCUUAGUGGAGGGCUCGGUGAAGCUCCUGUGCUGACGUACGUCGCUGAGAUUACGGAACCUCGGUACCGGGGUAUGCUGGCCGCUACCGGUUCCACCUGCGUCAUAUUGGGCGUUUUGCUCGAGUUUCUCAUGGGCAGCUUCUUGAAGUGGCGCACGGUCGCACUGAUCAGUGCCGUCGUGCCCGUACUGGCCGUGGUGGCGCUAUGUUUCAUCCCGGAGAGUCCCGUUUGGCUGGCUAGCAAGGGACGAUUCGAGGAUUCAAAGGCAGCCCUUGCUUGGCUACGCGGCUGGACAUCGAAAGACCAGGUUGCGCACGAGUUCGAGGAGAUAGAGCGUCAAAUGGCAACGGACGCGGAACUGCAGAAGGAUUUCACGAUCGUGGAUAAGGCGCGGCUCUACACGCAGCGGGCCUUCCUGCAACCGUUCGGUAUUAUUUUGCUGUGUUUCUUCAUCGGACACUUUUCCGGCAUGACGACACUUCAAACCUACGCCGUCCAGAUCUUUCACACUCUGAAAGCGCCCAUCAACAAAUAUUACGCGACUUGUCUGCUGGGACUGACCGAGCUGAUUGGGACACUGUUCUGCGUGUUUCUGGUGCACCGUACCGGCAAACGACCGCUCGUGUUCAUCUCGACUAUUGGAUGUGCCAUCUGCUUCUUCGGAGCGGCCAGCUAUGCCUACUUCCUGAACGACAUCCCUGGCGCCGCCGUACAAAACGUGGUCGCAAAUGUGUCCUCCAUCAAGGCGGACAUCACGGUCAUACCAUUGCAGUCCAAAGAGGUAAUAGCGGAGUGGCAUCGUAACAGCACGGUGCACCCGCCGAUCAAUCUAACGCAGAUCGAAACGCAAUUAGCCAAUAGCAACGCAUCCUUGCGUGCAGAAGCGAUCAACGGCACAGCCAACCAUUCGCUGGACAGUGGCAUUGUCUAUGCCGCGCAGAGCUUCACCAACUACUACCUUAACGAUAGCCUGAACGAUCCAAUUAACAUUACGAUCAGUUACGGAGAGUACGUUAAAUCCGCUAUCCCGAGAGAAGUGUUCGUGCCGUUGCCGCACGUGAACAAGAACAAGUACGUAUGGAUCCCGCUGACCCUGCUGCUCGGCAGUGCCUUUCUGACGCAUAUUGGCAUUCGAUUGAUACCGUGGAUACUGAUAGGAGAGCUCUUUGCGCCGAACGUGCGCAGCGGUGGGUCCGGGCUGGCCGGCGGCAUAGCGUACAUCUUCGGGUUUAUCGCCAACAAGACGUUCCUCAAGAUGCUGGCUGUAUUCACCUUACCGGGGACCUUUUGGAUCUACUCGCUAGUAACGAUCGUCGGAGCCAUGAUCCUUUACAAAGUGCUUCCCGAAACGGAGGGCAAAUCGCUGCAGGAGAUUGAAACGUACUUUCUGGCGGGCAAAAAAACGUCCACGACAAUAGACCAAGAAGCGCCUGUACCACCCCGGCUGGGGCCAAAGGUUUCCACUGCCAGCAUGCAUCCGGUGCCGCCACCGAUCCCACCAAAACCCUACCCCUUGAAGGAUGAUAUCGAUCGGGCACGACGUAUCUCGCUGGUGCCACGACAAAUGUCUCAAUCGUCGCGAAACACGACCGCAUCCGACUUCUCGCGUGCGUCGUUCAAUUCUCAACACUCUCACAACCAUUCUGGAAUGAGUCGCAACUCGUCAUGGACCUCCUAUACGCUGGAAGACACGCACGACCAUGCCCAUCCGGUGCAGGUGUUUAGAAAAAUAUCCGACUCAAUUCCUGCCGUUGAAGCCGUUGAAUCACAGCACAGCAUGACGCAGCCGCAACCAUCAAGAAAUCAAGUGUCAUCGCACGUCCUUCCUGUCGUGAGCGCCGUUGGUCUAAAGCCGGAGCGAAAGGUAUCUAGCGGAAAGCAAACUUUACAUGUAAACGCCGAUUUAAAGCACCCGGCGCACAAAACCCAACCAAUGACACGCCCGGUACGUGCACGAGCAAGACGGCCACCCCCAUCACAUCAGUUUGAUUUCCAAGGUUCCGAAAGUAACAAAAAGUUUGAAGAAUUUCUUCACCGCUAUCAGGAUAAAGCUCAAGACUCGCACGCGCAAGCGAAUCGUCCUGUGCGCCACGUAACUAGCGCACACGAUCUUAAAGCUCUCGGGAAGGAGUCUCAGCCCAGUUCUGGCGCAAUUGCUGCUGCGAAUGGCGGCGGGGCCGGUAUAUUGACGGAUCGCAAACUUUUCAACAGCACCACCAAGCUGUCCUCCUCGUGUGCCGGAGAAGGCGUAGAACAUCAUGUCGCUCGCGAAGCUGGACUCAGCAAUGCCGGAUUUCAUUUAAGCUCAAGUGACGAAUCGACGGAUAUGUAGCACAGAUGGAUUACAUUAUUCGAUUUCGAUCUUAUUUAUGCAGCUGGAGAAGCUUUACUGUAGUAAUUUGUUAUUAUUCGAUUCGAUCUAAUUUAUGCAGCUGGAGAAGUUUUACUGUAGUAAUUUGUAUAGUAUUUGUAUUUGGAUUGUUUUAUUACCUUACACUCAUUGCACAUUCGCUGUACAGUCGCAGUUCUUGGUUCGCAGGUUCGCCUAUUCGUACUCACACAAAUGUCCACACCGCGGACACUUGGAGUUGUUUGCAAACCAAUGCUUCAUAUGCUCCAGAUGGCCUCCAUGCGAGCAUCCCUGGCACCAGGCGUACAGGCCGCGAACGACCCCAUUGCAAACGCUGCACUUCGAGCUUUGAGUAGACUUACAGCGUGCGCAAUACCAUCCCACCGAUCCAACCAGUUGCUUCGAACAUUGGCCACAGCUCGUGUACAUGGUCGUCGACUGCUGGUUCAUCUCCGACACCGAUCGGAUCCAGCUGAUGUUGAUCACCUGCGAUGCCUCGUUCCAGAGCUGAUGCCGGUGAAGCAGCUCGAUGUACGACAGCAGCCAGUUCUCCUGGAAGCUCUCGUCUAUCUGCAAGCUAUGUCUGCGCUCCCCGAGUGCCAUUAGAAUGCAGGACGAUGUCUGCACGUCACCGAUUUCCGUCUGCAACGUCAAACAGUCAGCCAGCACCUGGUGCGGUUCCCAGAUCGGCGGGGAUGGGUUGUGGUCGGAGAUUUUUAGGAAGGUCGGCGCCGUAUUCGGUGGUGGUGAAGUUUCGAGCGAUUUUUCAGCCAUCAGAUGCUUGCGAGGCUGCGUUUGAUGCAACUCGUGCGCGUUCAUUAGAUUCGACGAUGGGAACGUGUAGUCUUUCACCAGGUCGUGCGGUCCGGUGUAAAGAAAUCCAUCCCGAAAGCCUUUUAUACAGUCGACCGAAUCGAACGUUAGCUCCGUCUCACCGAACACGAAAUCGCACUUGUCCGGUUCAAUGUCCACCGAUAGCAGCUGCCCCAAGCCGUGCGUUUCGUGGGCGGUUUUGCUGUUUGCAAACUCGAGGAAAUCGUCAGUGCUGCUGUUAUUUGCGACAUUUGCCGGGCCAGUGCUGGGGCCGCUACCCAUCGCACGAUCUUCGCUGCGUCCCGUGCUCGAUUGGUUGGAGUUUUGCGCCAUCAGACGACCGCUGCCAUGAGCUAUUGCGUUCGAAUUGCGUUGCUCCAGCUUCAUGUUGGCGAUGGAACUGUACGCGUACAGUUGGCUAAUAAAAUUCCACAGAAAGCUCA